This is a messenger RNA of Stomoxys calcitrans (stable fly), 1138 nucleotides long. RefSeq lists its product as uncharacterized. The record is from RefSeq and is a predicted model, not a curated record. Bases 115 to 1026 code for a protein of 303 amino acids. NCBI's taxonomy places the organism in Eukaryota, Metazoa, Arthropoda, Insecta, Diptera, Muscidae. The transcript is spliced from 4 exons. Gene Ontology annotation, molecular function: acyltransferase activity, transferring groups other than amino-acyl groups.
AACUACACGUCCAGCCAUCUCCACACUACCGUCAGUAGUAGUUGCAGACAAUUCAGUUCCAAUCGGCAAAUUAUCGCUACAAAAGUUACAAAAUAUUCAGAUAACGACGCAAUAAUGUCAAACGGCAUAACUAAGCCUGAAAUUUUAAGGCCUCUAACUGAACCUGAACUUGAAGAACUUUUGCAACUAUAUAAACAAAAAUAUGGCAUUGAUAGUCCUCAAUAUCUGCUCAUCUACAAUCAGUGUAAAUGGAAUGAAAAACUAAAAGAAUUGAAAAUAUCGGAUCAAAAUAAAAAAUGGAUUUCAUUUCGCAGAGAAUUUUAUACACAUGCAAAAGGUGACUUUAGGACAUACGGUACCUAUAUAUGUCUCCAUCAAGACUUAAUCCAAAGUGUUACCUUUCACACUUGGCAACCGGAUUUUAAAGAAUUAUUAGAAUGUCUGGACAAAACUGAACUGAUAUGUUGGCAGAGUGGUCCUUUGCUAGUAAAUGUGGCAGCAGAAUAUUCAAAAGAAUUAAGGCAGAUUAUUGCAAAUAAAGGUGUCACCAUACAAAGGGCACGAUCAUCCUCUCUCUUUGUUUUGAAGCGUGAAAAUGCCCUAAAUUUGGAUCCACCAGUAAUUCCCGAUGGCUAUGAAUUAAGGCAACUCCAGCAAGAAGAUGCCGAACUUGUCCAUUCACAUUGGCCCAAUAAAAAAGAAGGUUCAUUGGACUACCUAAAGGGUCUAAUCGAAAUCGAUACAACGUUUGGAGUAUUCAAGAAAGCGGACAACUCUUUAAUUGCUUGGAUUUUUCGUAACGAGUUCAGUGGCCUGGGUAUACUACAAGUUCUAGAGUCCGAACAACGAAAAGGAUUUGGUACAAUUGUAGUAAAAGCAAUAAGUUAUGCCAUUGCCAAAACUGAAAGCAUCAAUAUCACCGCGUGGAUUCUACUUGAAAAUGUAAAAUCUCAAACGUUAUUUCGGAAUAUUGGUUUUGAAGCUCGUCUUGUUAAUCAGUGGAUUCAACUCAAUAAAAUUGAAUAAAACAUAGCAGCCCAAGGUAUACUGCGAAUUUUUAGCACAUAUAGGCUAUUUAAACCAAUGAAGAAGUAGAGUUCAAUUAUCUUAAAUAAACAACAUUUUAUUAAAUAAUUUA